Eutrema salsugineum is the source of this 1920-nucleotide messenger RNA. RefSeq names its product meiosis-specific protein ASY2-like. The transcript is spliced from 5 exons. Bases 1 to 1920 code for a protein of 639 amino acids. Lineage: Eukaryota; Viridiplantae; Streptophyta; Magnoliopsida; Brassicales; Brassicaceae. The record is from RefSeq and is a predicted model, not a curated record.
AUGGCGCCGGGACCUGAAGAUCGACCGUGGUAUGCUCCAGAAGGUUGGGUCACGCUCUACGAGGCGUGGUUCAGCCUUUGCCACCUCUGGGUGCCUCUUCCGAGGCUGCUGACAGAUUAUGUAGAUCGUCGAGGCAUUGCGUUCUCGCAAAUUCUCCCUGCGGGAAUUCGAUUUAUGGUCGCGGCUCUGCUAUUUGGGAGCGAAGCUGGAGUCAAUGUCGAUUGGCGUUUCUUUGAAGAGAUGACCAACGUCCAAAAGAACAAUUCGAUCCCGGGGACGUACACAAUAAAAGCGAGGAAGGACUGUUCUUUAGUCUACCCUGUCAACAGGACGCCGAGCUGGGAGGCGUCCUUCUUUUUUGCGAAGGUGGAUGAGACGCUGGUUGUCGACACCUCCAGGAAUUUUAGGAACGAGUGGAGCGACAGCAUCGAUCGCAACGUUCAGUUCAGAGCUUUCCCGGAGAACUUCCACGAGAACAUCCAGAAGAUCAGAGCAAUCGGAAUUCAACACUGGCUUGACAUCCAUCGCCGAAGAGUCGAGGCUGCCAUUACCCGUAUUACGAACGCUAGCUGGAGGAGGGAAAAACAGUUAAGGGAGAGAGCGAUCGCGAUGUCUCCGAUUCAAGUGAACGCGCCUAGUCUUUCUGCGAGGCUCAGGGCCAAUCGCAGGUCGAGGCUCGUCGAGGCUCGUCGAGACAGUGAUCUCGUUGAGGAUCGCGCCCAAACGGUUGAGCCUGAGGUGGGGGCUCAAGAGGAAGGUCAGGCAGUUGCCGAGGGGCCUGAUGAAACUGCGAGGCGAGCUAGGAAAGAGGCAAAGAAGCUAAAAAGAAAAGAGAAGAAGAAAAAGGACAAGGAUGAGGUCGAGACCACCCAGCUUACCGGGGGGGUGAACCAACCCGAGGUUGAUGAGUCGGCCGCGAAGGAGGGAUCAAGGAAGAGAACCUCCGGCGAGGUGGUUGCAGGUGGUGAUCGCGAGGAGCCGGGAAAGAGGUCGAAGGUUGAUCCCACUGGCGACGGUAGGGCUCCGGAGAUCGAUUGGAGCUUCAAGUUUGAUUACCCCGAGUCCGGGGUGCCCCUUGUCAACAAUGCUGACAAAUGCGCUGAGCUCUUCGGAUUGAUAAAGGGAUCUACCUCUGAAGUUCCCGCCGCUGAUGACGCGGUCUUCAAAGACAUGGCGGGCUACGCCUUCAAGUUUAUCGCGAGCUGCAACCGCGCGCAGGGUCGAUAUCACCGAACGAUUCGAGCUGCUGCAACGAAGCUUUGUAAUGCUCAGUCUGCUGGGCAGAGAGCCGUGGAAGAGCGGGACGCUGCGAUUGCUCGGCGAAAGUCAGCUGAGGAGAAGUGGCAGGUCGAAAAAAGACGCUCCGAGCAAUUGGAAGAAGGCGUGAAGACGCUGACUGACAAGAUCGAAGAGCUGAAAGCGGAAAAUCAGGAUCUGAUCAGCAACCUGCAAACGGUCAAUGAAGCGAAGCUCCAGGCUGAGAAAGUGGUCGCGUCCGAAGUGGCUCGUGUCAAACGUCAUGCUGAGGAGAAGAUAGAAUCCGAGACUACUCGGAUUUGGGCAGAUGCGGAGAACAAGUUCUCGGGCCGCAUAGAUCGAUUGAGGACCUUUAUCGCUGAGCAGGAGGCCAUUGUGAAGGUGAAGCUAGAACUUGUUCAGGCUCGAGGUACUCUCGAAUGCCUCGAUCUCUUGAAGGAUAAAGAGAUGACCGAGGUCGAGUUGCGGGCUGAUCUCGAGGUGACCAUGCGCGACUGCGAGCUGAAACUUGAGAGACUUCGGCUAUCUGAUCUUCAGGAAGGCGACAUGCCCCCGCAAUAUCCCGAGACUCCGGACGGUGGUUCAAAUCAUGACGAGGCUGAAGAUCAGGGGCAUCGCGAGGAUGAAGAGGACCACGAGGGUGGCAAUCAGCCUGACGAGUAG